AUGAAAGGGAAAAAAGGUCGCUACAUCCACGGUGUUGGACUGGGGAGCACAUUCUUGGACUAUGUCUUCAAUGGCAUAACAGCCCAAGACAUCGCAGAACAAUGUAUCGGUGCGUACAGAUACAUUGUAGACAAUUACGUGGGUGGAGAAUAUGAGAUCUGGAUGUUUGGUCUCAGUCGUGGAGCAUACACUAUCCGUUGCGUGGCCGGAAUGAUUAACAAUUGUGGUAUUAUCAAACGCGACAACCUCUCUGAGACCGAGAUAGACCUUCUUUGCCGAGAGGUAUACAGGAUCUACCGUUCGAGAUACAAGAUUGAUGAGCCCGACUCCGCGCAAUCGAAAGCUUUUCGAAAAGGUGUCUCCUGGCCUCAAAUCGGGGAUGACGAUGACGAUGAGGCAUCAGUUGUAGAGCCUAUCCGAUUCAUGGGUCUAUUCGACACAGUCGGUUCCCUCGGUAUGCCCUCGUUCACCGGUGGUGUAGGGUUGGAAUGGCCCGGCUUCUACGACCAGAACGUUUCAUCCGUCGUCGAGCAUGUUUAUCAAGCCACUUCUCUGCAUGAUCGGAUGUAUGUGUUCGAGCCUUGUCUUGCUGGGCGUGACUCGACGAAGAGGAAGUGGGGGGAUAGACAGAAGUGGAAUAUCCACCAGAAGUGGUUCCCGGGAACACACUACGAUCUUGGACGCCAGCGCUUCAAAUUCUUUCGAGAUGGCGUCGGUGUCUCGUUAGCGGAAAGCUUACUUGCAAAAAUUGGACUCGUAAGCAAGGUCAUUGAACCCAAUCACGUCCUCGCCGACCUCGUUUUGAAGUGGAUGCUAGAAUCCAUCAAGAGGCACGACGCCAAUUCCCUGGUCAUAGAGAGUUUCGAAAAGAGGGAUAUUAUAGACAGAAUCCUCUCUAACGACAGAAAAAUCGGGGAUGGGGACGUGUACAAUCAUAUUGUCGAGUACGCACCACUGGGGAAGCUUGGACUGGAGGUUUGGAGAAAUCUUCCGGGAGUGGGAAGCCAUGUCAACGCCAUCUACGAGCUAUUGUUCGCACUUAGGGACAGACAUAUUCCAGAGCAUGAUGCGGAUGUGUAUGAUUACCGAGCACCAGAUCCGGAAAUUUCGGGUAGAAUGUCAAUACAGGAGCUUGCAGGUAUUCCUAACACAACGGGAAUCAAAGUGGAGGAUGAGAGGAAGAGAUACCCCAGUAGAACCUAUGAUACCUGGGAUUUGAAGAGGAGGCUCCGUCUGUAG
Hyaloscypha bicolor E is the source of this 1239-nucleotide messenger RNA. RefSeq lists its product as uncharacterized. Bases 1 to 1239 code for a protein of 412 amino acids. The transcript has 2 exons. NCBI's taxonomy places the organism in Eukaryota, Fungi, Ascomycota, Leotiomycetes, Helotiales, Hyaloscyphaceae. The record is from RefSeq and is a predicted model, not a curated record.